CCUCCAACUUUACCAUGGUUUAUAAAUACCGAUGGCCACCUCGUUCUAUUAUCUCCCAAACAAGCCAGCUCAAUCAAUCAUCGAGCUAGCUGAGCUAGCUAAGUGCCAUAUUGCACGUACUCGUUGUCUGUCCGAUCAUCCUUUUUUUUUUCUUGUGGGGGUCUGUCCGAUCAUCCUUGCGUGGCUAGGCAGGUAGAGUAGCUACCUGCUCGGCUGCUCGCGUUCCAGCCAGGGUCCGGGCUUCGGAUAUCCUCGGAGUCCGACACCAAAUCAAUGGCGUACCAGGGCAUCGACCUUCUCUCGACGAAAGCCGCAGGCGAUGACCACGGCGAGAAUUCAUCGUACUUCGACGGGUGGAAGGCCUACGACACGAACCCGUUCGACCUGCGGCACAAUCGCGGGGGUGUCAUCCAGAUGGGUCUCGCCGAGAACCAGCUUUCUCUGGACCUGAUCGAGGAAUGGAGCAAGAACCACCCCGAGGCAUCCAUUUGCACACCGGAGGGCGUCUCGCAGUUCAAGAGGAUCGCCAAUUUCCAGGAUUACCACGGCCUCCCGGAGUUCAGAAAGGCGAUGGCCCAGUUUAUGGGGCAGGUGAGGGGAGGCAAGGCAACGUUUGACCCCGACCGUGUCGUCAUGAGCGGCGGCGCCACCGGCGCCCAGGAGACGCUCGCCUUCUGCCUCGCCAACCCCGGCGAGGCCUUCCUCGUGCCCACGCCAUACUACCCAGCUUUCGACCGCGACUGUUGCUGGAGGUCAGGAAUAAAGCUGCUGCCGAUCGAGUGCCACAGCUUCAACGACUUCAGGCUCACCAAGGAGGCCCUCGUGUCGGCGUACGACGGCGCACGGAGGCAGGGCAUCUCCGUCAAGGGGAUCCUCAUCACCAACCCGUCCAACCCGCUCGGCACCAUCACCGACCGCGACACGCUGGCCAUGCUCGCCACCUUCGCCACCGAGCACCGCGUCCACCUCGUCUGCGACGAGAUCUACGCGGGGUCGGUGUUCGCCACGCCGGAGUACGUGAGCAUCGCCGAGGUCAUCGAGCGCGACGUGCCGUGGUGCAACAGGGACCUGAUCCACGUCGUGUACAGCCUCUCCAAGGACUUCGGCCUCCCCGGCUUCCGCGUCGGCAUCAUCUACUCGUACAACGACGCCGUCGUGGCGGCCGCGCGCAGGAUGUCCAGCUUCGGGCUCGUCUCGUCGCAGACGCAGUACUUCCUCGCCAGGAUGCUCUCGGACGAGGAGUUCAUCGGCCGCUUCCUCCAGGAGAGCAAGUGUCGGCUGGUGGCGCGGCACGAGCGGUUCACCUCUGGCCUCCGCGAGGUCGGGAUCGGCUGCCUGCGCGGCAACGCCGGGCUGUUCUCGUGGAUGGACCUGCGCCGCAUGCUCCGGGAGAAGACGGCCGAGGCGGAGCUGGAGCUGUGGCGGGUGAUCGUACACCAGGUGAAGCUGAACGUGUCGCCCGGCACGUCGUUCCACUGCCGCGAGCCCGGGUGGUUCCGCGUCUGCCACGCCAACAUGGACGACGAGACCAUGGAGGUCGCGCUCGGCCGGAUCCACGACUUCGUGCGCCAGCACCAGCAGCGCAGGGUCAAGGCCGAGCGCUGGGCCGCCAAUAGGCAGCUCCGCCUCAGCCUGCCGCACCACCACCACCUCAGCCCAGCCCAUCUCUCCAGUCCAUUGGCGCUCCUGUCGCCGCAGUCCCCGAUGGUUCGCGCCACCAGCUGAUUAAGCCAGCAGUGCACUUGCUCUGCUAAUGCUGCGCCUUACUACGUCGACUACAUUUUCAUAACCAUUUUUUUCUCGAUCGCAUCGUCGCACGGCGGCACGGGGCCGUAUGGUGUUCUUUCCGAUGCAGGUACGUGUGAUCGUUUGUGGAAACUAGGCUACACGUGCACGGCACCGUACAUGUAGCUUGGCUUUUUUGUAGAGACGUGCGUUAGUGCGUACAGGCGUCGCCGCGUCGGGUGUACAUAGGUAAUUUUAGUAGCGUGUGUAACAGGGGUAUCGGAGAUUCGGAGUCCUCGAUUCUUUUGUGUAUGGUUUGGUUAAUUCAGAUGGCAAGGAAUAAUGAUCGGAUUAAGGCGUUAAGCCCCCCGAUCGGCUCUUGUAAACUGUAAAGUGUAAACACGUUACACUUACAAUAAGGCUUAGGAUUGAAUCGAUCCGGAUAUAUUGAAUCUGUAUAGCAGGUCUUCAACGUGCAUCUUGCAUGUGGACUUGUUCAUACGAAUUUGAGUGCUUUAA
Oryza sativa Japonica Group (Japanese rice) is the source of this 2244-nucleotide messenger RNA. NCBI's taxonomy places the organism in Eukaryota, Viridiplantae, Streptophyta, Magnoliopsida, Poales, Poaceae. The record is from RefSeq and is a predicted model, not a curated record.